UUGCCUGGAUGAAAACCCACUUGUGAUUCGCCCUGAGUAGACCACAUCCCUUGUGGGCUGAAACAGGCCGGACUGAGAGGUGAAACCCAGGAGUGCACGGAAGCCUGGCGGUACCCACAGCACCGGGGACGGACGGCUCAUCGGGCCGGGGGGUCCAGGCCUGCAGCUCUCCGCUGCCUCCCCUGCAUGGCUGGCACCGUGCUGGGCGUGGGGGCCGGCGUGUUCAUCCUCGCCCUGCUCUGGGUGUCAGUGCUUCUGCUGUGUCUGCUGCUGUCCAGAGCCUCAGGUAUAGCUAGGUUCUCCGUCAUUUUCGUGUUCCUCGGUGCUCUGAUCAUCACGGCAGUUCUGUUGCUGUUCCCCCGAGCCAGUGAAUUCCCCGCCCCUGAGGCCGAGAUGAAGAUUGUAGAUGCCUUUUUCAUUGGCCGCUAUGUCCUGCUGGCUUUCCUCACUCUCGUCUUCCUUGGGAGCCUUUUCUUGGUUCUAAUCCAUCACAUCCUGGAGCCAAUCUGUGCCAAACCACUGCGGUCCUACUGAGCCAUCUUCAGGAAAACCAAGACCCUGUUCUUUCCCUCGCUUUGAUGUCACUGAUGAGCAGAAAGGUAUUGUUUGGAGUCUUGUUCUGACAGCCUUCCUGCCUUAAGAUCGGAGGAUCAUCUCUUCAUCACUAAGACAAAUCCCUUGAGUCCUGGCUUCCAGAAACAGGGUUGCAAAAUUGCCCCUGGGGAGAGAUUCUCACCAGCUUAAGAGGGAUAUUGCCGUCUUCUUAGCACCUGUACCUCAGAUUUUCCAUCUCUUUUGAAAAGGAAAUAGCAACAGGGAUCUGCUUAGGGUAGGUUUUCAAUGAAGACUUCAGUAAAUGAAUUUUGGGAAAAGGGGCACUUUGGCUUCUGCUGUCCAAUAGAUGGAAGAACUUGGUCCUUUUUGAUACUAUGAAAAAUUGUCAGUUACAAGGUCAAGAUCAUUUGGGAAAGAAAGACAAUCAAAGUUCAAAAGGUUAUUUCAGUGUGAUGACCUGGAGACAUAUCCAGGUGCCGGUUACGGAGCACUCCGCGUAUCCUGACACCGGGCUCCACAAAGGCCAUGGUGUCACUUCCCGCUGCUCCAAGAAAGCAAGCAACAGCAGCCAAAGGACUGGCUUUCACCUCGAACUCCUGGCCACAGCCUUCUAAAUCCAGCAUUUCUAUAUUUCAGGUUUCCUUGGGGAUUAGAGGCAGGGUAUGGAAACGUCAGUUGUGUGUCCUGCUGCUGUCUCUCUGGAUUCUUCUUCUUCCAGGAUUCGGCGGCCUUUGUUCCCUUAUUUGGCUACCAUAAGAGUCCAUUUGGGGUUACUGUCAUCUCUUUCAUCUUCGUAGUUCUUUCUCCAAAGCUGGUGAGGAAUGUAUAUGCCCAGGCUUAGGUAUAACUUUAUACCUAAGCCCCCAGACCAAGUGAAAUUUGUUAUUAACUAGAUGGGCUCUAGGCUGGUUCCAUUUUGGAAGUCGCAUCCUGGCUCCCUAGAGCUAUUUGAAGGAGGACUUUCUGGCUUAAAAUUAAGAACCAGAAAACAAGUUGGAAAAAGAACUUUGAUUGAGUACAUGCUAUAUGCCAGUAGUACACUAAUCUUUUUUUUUUUUUUUACACAGAUGUAAAUGACAGGCUUGUGUGUUAAGGGCAAAAAUAUGCUUCGUACAAAGGGUAUUUUAGCUCGGCCUGCCUUCUGUAGAUCCUGUAACUACCAGCAGUGGUGACAUAAAUGAUGGGUCACUUUCUACCUUCAUAUGCCAAGCAGUCAUGUCCAACCCUGAAAACAACCCUCACAGGGUUGGGAUAAGAAGUAGAAGUCUGGGAGGGCACAAAAUGAAUUUCACUGAGUUCUACAUGGGGGACCCCGAUAAUCAAUGGCUAAUAUGGCACCCCCUGUGCUCACAGCCUUCCUGGGGACAGGGCUUAGAGGGCAUCCCUUAAAUACAAACAAAUCAUCUCAGGGUCCCAUUCAUCCUUCUUUGAUCAAUGGCCUUAGCGCAGGUGGUGCCACCCAGAGGGGAUCCCGCGGCAAAGAGACUGUGGUGAUCCCACUGUCUGGAAGCGGGGGAGGGAGAGUGAAUCAGGGCUUCCAUAUAAGAAGACAGGUUAUUUCUCAGCCUCUUAAAAUUGCAUCCUGGCGAAAACCACAUCAGCAGGACGCCACAACGUUCACAGCGGAGACAUUUGCCUGAUCCACUAGGUGGCGCUGUCUCAAGCCGGCAGAACACACUAGGUAAUUUUUUUGACAAGUUCCUUUUAUUUCUCACUGGUAAAACAGAAGUAGAGCUAACAUUCUUUCCUGAUGCAUGGUAUCGGAUAUUUAAUCUAAGAAUUCAUCAGAGUUAUUGUACGCUGUUCAGUUGCUAGGGAAUGCACUGCCAUUCAUGCAUGCUGCACACAGCAGGUGUGGGCACUCACUCAGCAUUGACUGUGCUCCCACUGGGUGUGAAGCACGGUCCUGGUGGAGUAAAUCCAUCCAAGAAUGAGGCUCUGAGGCAUCCAGGCUGUCUUCCUCACUCCUUCCUGGGAUGAAGGCAUCCAAAUCAUUUUUAAAUGUUUUUAUUCUAACAUAAAGUAAUCCGUUUCUUGAUCUGUUCUCUAAGACAUAAACUUUUCUGUCAGCUCUAUCCUGUUGCUGCUGCAGUUGAAGGGUUUUGUUUUGCUUUGAUUUUUAUUCAUGUGUAAAGAAACCUGCUGCAAUUAUUUCACAGAUGAGAGACAGGCAGAGAGAUGCAGGGGUUUAAAAAGUUGCCCAGCUUGUUAGUAGUGAGGUUCACACUUUGCAUCGGGAUCCUGACAUUUCAUUUCUCAGAUAGUUUAAGGAUCCGUUUUGGCUUUCAAACAACUCCUUAUUUUUACAUUGGCUAACACUACUUCUUAGCUAUUUGUAUGCACCAUUCCCCUGACCCAUAUCCAAAAAAGGUAAACGUUUCAUUAAAGAAUUCCUAAUUAACAUUUAUAGUACAAAUAAAAAACAUUUUAUCAUGACAUCUUGGC
Balaenoptera musculus (blue whale) is the source of this 3000-nucleotide messenger RNA. It is a transcript of the gene TMEM218, whose product is annotated as transmembrane protein 218. Bases 187 to 534 code for a protein of 115 amino acids. The record is from RefSeq and is a predicted model, not a curated record. NCBI's taxonomy places the organism in Eukaryota, Metazoa, Chordata, Mammalia, Artiodactyla, Balaenopteridae. The transcript is spliced from 4 exons.